UGGCUCACCCUGUGGGCAAAGAUUGGGGAAAAGUCACCGUUUCAAAUGUAGCUAAAUACUCGGUUGGCUGAAAUCCACCUGUGGUUUUAGUAUUUAGUCUUGCCAGAUUGUGUUUUUAAAACAUGAAGACGCUGUAGUCUGGUUAUCGCUGAUGACCUUGAAUGUGUGUUUUAAGCCGCUCAGUUGCUCCUGCGGUCUGAGACCACAGACUCUCCGACAGGUGCGUCACUGACAGCAAAUAUGAGCCGCUUUCUGAACGUCCUCCGGAGCUGGCUGCUGAUGGUGUCCGUCAUCGCGAUGGGAAACACCGUGCAGAGCUUCAGGGAUCACAGCUUCCUCUCAGAGAAACUGUACACGGGAACGCCAGAGUUUGUAAAUGGUCUCCAAGCUCGAACGUUUGGUAUUUGGACUUUGCUGUCGUCAAUCAUCCGCUGUGCCUGUGCUAUUGAUAUCCAGAACAGAACGCUGUAUCACAUUACUUUAUGGACAUUUGUGUUGGCACUGGGUCACUUUUUGUCUGAAGCAUUCAUCUACAAAACUGCACCGCUGACUAUUGGAGUGAUGGCACCACUCAUUGUUGCAAGUUUUUCCAUCAUAGGAAUGCUCAUUGGAUUCCAGUGUUUUCCAGAGACUCAGGAAGAAUUGGGAGCGCGGCAGAAGAAGCGAAACUAGUUUCCUCCUCUUAUUGGCCGAAACCACCACCAGCAUCCAGGCUUGGACCAGUAAUUGUGUGCCAGCUUUUGCAUCAUGAAAAAAGUUCACAUGUAAUUUGUUUUUUGAGAGACUUUGUAUUUUACCCUUUACAUCCUUUGUAUAAAUAUAUAUUUUAUUGUUGACGGUGCAGCAAUGAGGGUGUUCUGGAUUUGCCGACUUAACAUUCAAAGGAGCAAUAUUAUAAAAGGAUUAAGCCACAUAGUAAUCUGGAACAUAAUUUUUUCACUUCAUCUCCAUUUUUUUAAAAUCAGUUCAGACUUACCAAAGAUCUACAUAAUGUAAAAGUGUUUUACACACACAGUAGCUGUUUCUUGAUUUUUACCUCAGAAACAAACUUGAGGUUUAAUGAAUUUGCAAUAAGAAAGUUAUUUAUCUGAAGAGCAAUUCAGAAAUCUUGAUUCUGAAGGUGUAAUUGUUUGUUUUGCAUUAUUUUUAGGAAAUUAUCCAUGUUGCUCGAUAUUUGAAUUAAGCUUCACAUUUUUUGCCAGCAUCUUCUGAUGAAUAUAUAAUUCAAACACGUCCCCUAUGUCCUUCAUGAUUCACAGAUCAAUCUAUCUUCAAGUAGAAACAAAAUACCCAGUUACCUAGAGUAUAUAGAGGUUAAUUAUCUGGGGAUUCUUGGGUGUUUGAUCAAAUUUGAUUCUAAACAAACCGAGUUGAUUCUCCAGAUAUUAAAUUUUUGUUUUAUUGGUUGGAAUUUUAGUAUGUUUUCUUUUAUGUAAUUUGCUGUACUGUUUUCUUGUCACCAUAUCUUUAUGGUGCUGUGUCAUCUCUUUCCUUCCCCCAACUUAUCGUAAGAUGUUUAUGUUUAAUUUAUGUCUUUUUAAUUUGUGUUUUUUUUGCCCAAGUUUACUAACUGCUCCUCAUGCAACCUGUUUUACCUCUCUUUGUGACCUGUAUUUGAUGGGAAUUUUAAUAUUAAUAGAUUAGUAUUUUGUUGCAUCUCCCAUGUCAUGUUUUUCCAAGGUCAUUUGAAUCCUUCUUAUUUACUGGUGCUUCCUAAAUCCCCAAUAAGUUCAUUAUAAAAAUGUUUUUUGCACAUUAAAAUUCUGAAAAAUA
Messenger RNA from Poeciliopsis prolifica (blackstripe livebearer), 1773 nucleotides. It is a transcript of the gene erg28, whose product is annotated as ergosterol biosynthesis 28 homolog. Gene Ontology annotation, cellular component: endoplasmic reticulum; membrane. Lineage: Eukaryota; Metazoa; Chordata; Actinopteri; Cyprinodontiformes; Poeciliidae. The record is from RefSeq and is a predicted model, not a curated record. The transcript has 5 exons. The coding region runs from base 241 to 672 and encodes 143 amino acids. Gene Ontology annotation, molecular function: protein-macromolecule adaptor activity.